CGACGUCGUGUGUACAGAUCAUUCGUGCUAUAUAUCUACGUGUUGUGGCUGCUUUCCGUGUAGAGAACCGUUUGUGAUCGUGCUAGACAAAAAUGAGCGCGAACGAGGAACGCGGCGAUCAGCAGGAUCAAGAGGAUCAGGAACAGGCUGGCGGCAGAAAAAUGGAGAUCCAGCUGGAGCUGAACCUCAAGCAGAAGCUGGCCACUCGGCUGGCCACCCUUCUGCUGGCCACCCUGAUCUUCGCCAGCUUCUGUUGGGACAAUGCGGUGGCCAGUCUCACUCUGGGAGCAGUUGUGGCCCUUCUACUAAGGAAUCCCACCUUCGUCUUUGCCCUGGUGAUGACCUGCUCAAGGGACCUAAUGGCGCUGCAGCGCUUUGUGGCCCUCAAUAUCUAUCUGAUGCGGAGAGAUCGUCGGGGUUGCACCGUGGCCCAAUGUUUUCAGGAGCAGGCCAAGUCGUGUCCCAAGAAAACCUGCUUUCUAAUGGACAAUCGCAGUCUAAGCUUUGCGGAGGCCUUGGAACUAAGCCAGAAGAUUGCCGGGUACUUCAAGGAUCAAGGUCUGCAGAGGGGCGAUUGUGUGGCCCUGCUGAUGGAAACCCGUCUGGAGUAUCCCUGCAUUUGGUUGGGUCUCUCGCAACUUGGUGUGAUCACGGCCCUUAUAAACUCUAAUUUACGAGGAGAAUCUCUGCUGCACUCCAUCAAAGUGGCCAAUGCCAAGGCCAUAAUUGUGGGCAGUGAACUGCUGGAUGUGCUAAAAUCGCUUAGGGAAAAGGAGCAACUUCAGGAGCUGCCCAUCUAUCAGUAUACAGACGAGGAGCUAAGGGGGCUUCCAGGACAUGAUCUUCUGCCGGGAGCUGUGGAUUUAGGCAGUGCUUUACGGAACCAGAAAAUACUGGAGCUGCCUAGUUCUAAAUCUCCUGACGAGGCCCGAUCGAAACUGCUCUAUGUCUACACCUCGGGAACUACGGGCCUGCCCAAAGCGGCUGUGAUCACCAACCUGCGAUUUCUGUUCAUGUCCGCCGGAGCCUUCUAUAUGCUCAGGAUGACUAGCAGUGAUGUGGUGUACAAUCCCCUGCCCUUAUAUCACACUGCUGGCGGAAUUGUGGGAGUGGGCAAUGCCAUUCUAAAUGGAUCCACGGUGGUGCUGCGCAAGAAGUUCUCGGCCAGGAACUUCUGGCUGGAUUGCCAGCGCCACAACUGCACAGUGGCCCAGUAUAUUGGCGAGCUGUGUCGUUACCUCCUGGCCACGCCCUACUCCCCCGAUCAGCAGCAACACAGCCUGCGCCUGAUGUACGGCAACGGACUGAGGCCACAGAUCUGGUCGCAGUUCGUCCAUCGUUUCGGCAUCCCGCAUAUCGGCGAGAUCUACGGGGCCACCGAGGGAAACUCCAACCUGAUCAACAUCACCAAUCGCGUGGGAGCCAUUGGCUUUGUGCCCGUCUACGGAUCGAGGCUCUAUCCCGUGCAAGUCCUGCGCUGCGACGAGCAAACGGGUGAGCUGAUCAAGGACGCGCAGGGUCACUGCAUCAGGUGUCAGCCGGGACAGGCGGGACUGUUGGUGGGCAAAGUGGAUGCCCGGCGGGCAGUGAGUGCCUUCCACGGCUACGCGGACAAGGGUGCCUCCGAACAGAAGCUGCUGCGGAAUGUCUUUUCCGCCGGCGACGUCUUCUUCAAUUCCGGUGACAUGGUGGUGCGCGACAUCCUGGGCUACUUCUACUUCAAGGACCGCACGGGCGACACCUUUCGCUGGCGCGGCGAGAACGUGGCCACCCAGGAGGUGGAGGCCAUCAUCACCAACUGCAUUGGACUCGAGGAUUGCGUGGUCUACGGUGUACAGAUCCCUCAUGUGGAGGGUAAGGCCGGAAUGGCAGCGAUUGUGGAUCCGGCGCGCAAGGUGGACAUGGAUUACCUGUCCAUCGUGCUGAGGGGCAGUCUGCCGCCCUAUGCCCGCCCCCUUUUCAUCCGACUGCUGGACGAGAUUCCGCGCACGGCCACCUUCAAGCUGAAGAAACGAGAGCUGGCCCAGGAGGGUUACGACAUCCGAACGCUGGCGGACCCCAUAUACUACCUGAAUCGGGACGGGAUCUAUAGGAAGCUCAGCCUGGAGCAGUACGAGGCCUUGCGUUUGGGAAAGGCGGGACUCUGAAGCCCCUUUCUCCACCGAAUUCUUAUUCCAGCCACUCACUCCUCUGUGUAUAUAGCUAAACGUUUGUGUGUGUGUGUGUCCAAAUGUAUUUUUAACACUUAAACAAGGACUGAUACCAAAAAUGCCAGUGAGAAAGUUGUUUCCAACGCAAACGCGGGCCGAAAAGCCCGACGCGUUUCUUGGCCAUAAAAUGGCAGCUUAACCGAUAAUGGGAGCCAAUACGUUUUACGGCCAGAAGAUGCUGCUACCGCCACAAGAUAUAUCGAAAGUGUUAAAUCCCCAAGAUUAAGUUCUCGCUCAUUGGCAGCUGCUGCAGUUGCCGUUGCUGUUGCCGUUGCGCUGCUACUUUUGCAGUGGCUGGUGUUGCAACAUUAACGCCAUUUCCGCUCGCUAGCGGCAGCUGCGACUUCGUUGGCCGUCGCCUAAGAUAAACGAUGUGCAAAAUCCAUACAAAACAAUGCCAAAAACAACAAGGUCUUGCAACCGCAACAGCGCAACAUCGCAACAUCGCUAUAUCGCCAUCGCCAUUGCAACAGCGACGACGGCCACCAAUAUCGAUGCCAAUGGCGAAAAAGUUGUGGCAGGCAAUCAUAAAAAACGAAGAAAUGGCAAACAAAGCUGGGCGCCAUUUUGCAGGAGCAGAAAAUAACGUUGGUGUUGCUCCUUGGAUGCCAAAGGUUCUUCGAUGGCUAAAAGUUGCUGCAGGUAGUUUACUAGUCCACUCUUAGAUUUACAGGAUCCUAAUUUAGGUUUCAAUAUUUUCUUGAUCCAAAUUGUGUGAUCAAGGAGUCCUUUGUAAAAGCUUGAUGGUUACAAGUUGCUGCAUGUUAGAGCAUUUUAAUUAAAGUUCUGAUAUUUUUUCGUUGUCCCGGAAA
Messenger RNA from Drosophila elegans, 3022 nucleotides. RefSeq names its product long-chain fatty acid transport protein 4 (gene Fatp3). Bases 93 to 2147 code for a protein of 684 amino acids. The record is from RefSeq and is a predicted model, not a curated record. The transcript is spliced from 4 exons. Gene Ontology annotation, biological process: triglyceride homeostasis. NCBI's taxonomy places the organism in Eukaryota, Metazoa, Arthropoda, Insecta, Diptera, Drosophilidae. Gene Ontology annotation, molecular function: long-chain fatty acid transmembrane transporter activity; long-chain fatty acid-CoA ligase activity. Gene Ontology annotation, cellular component: endoplasmic reticulum.